This is a messenger RNA of Tachysurus vachellii, 5484 nucleotides long. Its product is annotated as serine/threonine-protein kinase TAO2. Gene Ontology annotation, molecular function: protein binding. The record is from RefSeq and is a predicted model, not a curated record. The transcript has 9 exons. NCBI's taxonomy places the organism in Eukaryota, Metazoa, Chordata, Actinopteri, Siluriformes, Bagridae. The coding region runs from base 5 to 2797 and encodes 930 amino acids.
ACGCAUGCGCAGUGGAGUCUUUACCGGAGCCGUAAUGGCGGAGAACGUACGGUCGCCUUUUGACUAUCGGGAGCCACCGACUCUCGACAGCGAUGGAGACGGUGGCAAGCCUCCGCCACCUCGGGGGCGAGUGUGUGGCCGAAAGAGAAAGGGCACUCCUGUGAAGGUGUGUGACCGAGCAUAUGUGACUGAAGAUGAAGAGGAAAGUUUGUCUGAGCACAGUUACAGCCCAGGUGAAGGGCAAUACCCAGAUGAAGCAGAGGACCGUCUCCCCCCACCGAAUAGUCCUUACUAUCUCGCUGAUCCAUCCCAGCUUUGUGUAUCAGAGCUCGGCGAAGAAGGCGCCAGUGGUGUUCGUGGCCCUGUGCUCUUUCCACCUCUACCACCUAACUGCAGGAUCAGAGAGGUUCAUUGUGGGAGUCAGGUACGACUGGUUGUCAUAGCGAUCAGAGACAUUGCCAAGGGUGAGGAAAUCACGGUGGACUACAACUUGGCUGAGUGGGGCGAAAAUGCGCUGGCUUUCCAUCGCUCUGUAUCACCACGAGGAUUUGAAUGCGGCUUCAAUCCAGACAGCAAUAUCAAGAAGGAAGAGGACGCAGCUCCGUCUCUCCCUCUGUCUCUCACAGUUUCGGACUACCUCACUCCCUCGUGGUCUCUCUCUCCUUCUUCGUCUCCUCUGUCUCGCUCCGAGGCCAGUGAUUCAGACCGCGAGGAAGAUGAAGAAGAAGAGGAAGAUGAGGAAGAGGAUGACGAAGAGGAAGAAGAUCUUGAAGAGCUGAGGGGCCACAUGAUGCAGAGGCGCAAGAAGCGAAAAACGACGAAUAACACAGCCAAAAAAAAGCCUCAACCCAGCCCUCUUUCCUCUUUCCCUCCAUCCUCCUCACCUUUCCAGUCACCUUUAGCCCCACCGACCACAAACAUAAACAAUAACAUAAACAUAAACAUUAGCCGCAGUGCCAGUAGGAAGCAACACUGUCCUCAUUGUGGCCGUAAUUUCCGUUCUCUCGCUCGGCAUCUCGAAAAGCACCACGAUCAGCAACCGGAAAUCCGGAAUGCAAUGGAACUGUCACAUGGCCCACGGUCCUCACACACACCGCCCUCGGCACACACACGUGGCUCACACUCGUUCACCUCACCACAGCCCUCUGCUUCCGCUUCUUCCUCUUCCUCUUCCACCUCAGCCACCCCCAAUCUCUUCUCUCGUGACUCUUCCGGCUCAGGUUCGGCGGCCAUGUCGUUCUCUCUCUCCCUCUCUCCUCCUUCACGCCGUCCUACCACCAAAAAGAGCCCUGCCUCUAUCUCCACUCCACCCAGAAAGAACACAGCACCUACUGCAUCAGCUGUGAAAAAGUCUUCCAGUCCUCCGGCCAAAAGGGGGCGACGUCCAAAGAAGGAGAAAGAAGAGAAGCAAAAGAAACAGGAGGAAAUAGAACAAGCAAAAGAAGAAGCUCCACCCACUCCGGGCCGAAACGAAGAGGUUGAAAGGGAGGAGAUAGAAGAUGAGGAGCUGGAUCUGACCGAAAUGAGGGACGAUGACAGCGGAGAAGAGAAGAAUGGUGCAAGCUCUCACCGCUCCCACGUUUCUCCUCUCCUGUCCUCUCUUUCCACCCUGGUUUUGUAUCUCCGACGUCAGCAGCACACGUCCUUCCUGUCCCUCUCACGUUCAAGCAGCUCUGCAGAGGCAUGGCGCCUGCUAUGCCACUCCAGCCUGGCACUGCUCAUCCUCUAUAAUCGUCAUCGUGAGUGUGAAAUGGCAAAGCUAAGCAUAAAUGAUUACCGCAGUCGCAUCACAACUUCCUCUAACUCCAGCUCCCCACUUGAAGCAUCUUUAUCCCCUUUCGAGCGACAAGUUUUGUGCCAUAGGCCCCGCGUGGGUGUUUUAGGAAAGCGCGGUCGGGUUCAGCCGCUAAUCCUUCCACCCCACUCUGAAUCCUGCCUCGAUUUGCUUCUAAAAACCUCCACGGAUGUAAACGUCGAUCCUGAAAGCCCUUAUGUAUUUUCUCGGCCGUUUCAUUCUCCUGCCACCCCUCUGCGUGGCACAGACCUCCUACGUGGAUUAGCACGUUCCAGCGGGGCUAAAAACCCUGCGGCACUGACAUCACCACGCACACGAAGGCAAGUCGCCAUCCUAACCCAGCUCCUGCUGAUGGACGAGGGGGAGAAGGAGAGGCUUGAGCACUUCCUGCACAAUGAGUAUCACGUCACCCAAAGCUGUGCCAGAAUUGGCCAGGACCCAGCGCUGAUGGGCAGAGUGGGCCGUGUCGUGCUAUAUGGGGAGAGAGACGGCGUGCUGUUCAGAGGAAUGAGCCUCAAACACAUCUGCCUUGAGCUAGACGUAAUGUCUGGGAAUUCAGCAGAUUCUUUCUCAGAGGAAUCGGACAGAGAGGAAGAGAAGAGUAAUGAAAGAACAGAGGUGGGAAAGACAGCAGGAGUGAACGGCCGAGGGCCAUCUAAAAAGGGCGCUAGUCCCGUCCCCUCGCCCUCUACGCCCUCCCCGUCAGCUUCGCACAAGAGGCGGAGCUCACAGAUAAAAUCAGAACGUUUACCCCACUUUUCAGGCAAGCGUGGUGUGCUGAAGAGGCCGUGGUCAGAAGCAGAGCGGGUCGCUGUGGAAACGCACCUAAAGCGAAACAUUGUGGAGCUGCGUGUACCGGCAAAGGCAGACUGCGAGCGAUGUUUGCAGCACUGCCCCCUACUGGUGAGCAACCAGCGUGACUGGAGAGCCAUUAAAUUCUACUGCCACAACCGGAUUCAACUACUGAAGAAACAGGGACGCGGAGGAGCGGCUGUCUGUUAACUCAACACACACACACACACACGUACGCACACCCACACCUACUGAGGGAGAGACUCUUACUCGCACAUUCAGUCCUGGAACCAUGGGUUGAAUAAGUGACCAUGCACACAUUUUUUGGAUUGUUGUGCAUCAGUGUUCAUUGACCCCACACACACUUGUACAUUGUAAGUGGUUGUAUAUGAGUGUGUCCUUUGGCUGCUCAUAGAUAGAGGCUCAAGAAAGUAAGCGAUCCUACACACACACACACACACACACUCAUUUGUGUCUUUAUACAUUUCAGCAUUUCACCCUAAACACACACAAAGUGUUAAAACUGAUUUAUGCCUAUAAACUGACCUCUUGGGACAAUUGGGCGUGUGUGUGAAAACAUUUGAAAUCACUCAUAUACACGUGACAAAGCAGCUCAAAGUACAUCACACACGGACCGCAGCAAAGGAUGUAGAUAUUCCUUUAUGAACUCUUUUGUCCGUUUUCUUUUAUAUGACGAUGCUAAUACUGUUUGGCCAGUGGAUUCUCAACAUUGGACUGAUUGUUAUAGACUUGUAUAUAAACAUCUGAAAUUUAUGUACCUGUCUUUGACAAACAGUUAUUUUGGGACCAUGUUUUGUCAUGUUGUUGGACUAUAUACAUACUUGUUUGUGUGUGUGUGUGUGUACAGAUAUAUCUAUACACACACAGACAUUGUGGGAGGAACAGUAAGUCUAUUAUGCUAAUAUGUUAAUUCAAUUAUGAAGGUGGUUCUCAGUUCCAGUCCUAUUAAGGUGACAUAUAAAAUCCAGCAUAUUUAAUACUUAUAGAUUGACAGUAGCAAUUAUCCCAGCCAACUAGCUGUAUAUUGGAUGACCCAGCAGUAUAAAAUUAACCAGCUUCUGUAUGAAAUAAAGUAAUACAUAGACUUAAACAAGCUUUCAUAAUAUUUUAAAUAAGUAAUAUGUAGAGCUAUUUUUUUAGUUAGUUCUCCUCAGUACACCACUAGCCAGCUACUAUAUUUUCUUUAUAUUUCAUAAAGCAAAAUAACUACACCAUUGAUUAAUGCUAACCAGUUAACCAUGUUAAAGAACUUUCCAUGCGUUGCUUUAAUUAAUAGAGAUAUUUUAGCUAACAGCUUUGCAAGAUAUUUAUUUGAACUACUCUAAGAUCACGCUCUGUGUACUGCUAGCAAGACAAUAUAGUACUUUAUUUCACAGGCUGAUAAAUACCUUGCUAGCUUGUUAGUUGGCUAGUAUUUUAGCUUCUCCAAAAACGACUCCUCUGUGUACUUGUGUUUAUUUUAUAAGUAUUAGUACAUUUCACAAAAUGACAGUAGUUGUAGACAGAUGUCAUAAAGUGGAACACUAGUCAGCUAGCCAUAUAUUAAAUAACCAGAGUGAUGCUAGCUGGCUAAAAACCUAGCAUGCUAUUUGGUUUAGUUACUCAAAAAAAAUAAGUCUCAGUAUAAAGCUAUCAAGUUAAUUUUCAUUCAUUUAUGUGGAACACCGCUUGCUAGCUUUUUUUUUUAGUCUUCGCGAUUCUGAAGAUUACCACGCAGUGUUCUACGUUCCCAAAACAUAGCUAGAUUUUUAUUUUUAACUUAUAGCGGAAAACUAGCUAAUAAUAUAAUUUAGUAAAUAUUUGAGUUGUCAGACCCAAUUAACAAGCAAGUAUAUAUAUUACUGUAUUUUCCACAGUGAUAAAUAUCUUGUUAGCUUGUUACUGUGCCACUGUUUUAGCUGUUCCACAGACGGCCCCUCAGUGUAUCACUAACCAGCUACUAUGUUAUUUUACAUAUUAUUUUAUAUCAUUAACCAUAAGGUAAGCUAUCUGGCUGGCUAUAUUUGACUAACCUUGUGUGUAUUGUUACCUUUAUUAUCUAAUGCUAUAAUUGCUAACAACUAAGCUAGUUAGUGAUUUAUUUUUAGGUACUACAAUCACAACCCCGUAGUUUUUACUGCGAGCAAAAUCAUGUGUUGAAUACGACAUGUCCCUGAUGAAGGAAACAAUUUUUAAUAAUAUUUUUUAUGUAAAUGGAACAAAUUUAAACACACAAUGAUGGACUGGAACUGAGUGAGUGCAUAAACCUCAACCUUUUUUUUUUUUUUACCCCUCCAAUUGAUUGUAGAUACAAAGAAGUAUAAACACAAACGGAAAGUUUUAUUCAGUAAGCUAGCCACGGAUUUCAUGUUCUCUCCGUUUUUAUUUUGUUUUAAAGCAUGACAUUGUUUUAAGCCUGGUCUUAGUCUCAUCUCUGCUGUUAGUGCUGAUUCUCAAAUAGAGAAUGAUGAUAUCCCCCCCGUAAUUAUCUUUAGAAUUUUUACUGUUCAUUUUUAUGGUUAUAAUUCAGCAGUAUUUUAUAUAAGCUAAAUACCAGUGUGACCGUGAUCUUGAUCCUUCUUUUACACUGUUUCUUAACCCCCAACCCCCCCCCCCCAUACUUGAACCAUUUUAUCCCUAAGAAUUUAUAUAUUUCUGUUUCAUCCACAGACCAUUGACUGUAUGUUGGUUUAUAGUAUAAACAAUGAACUUGUAUUAGCGUGCUAGCUAGCUUCGUGAAGGUGUACAUUCUGUAAAUAUCGACUUAUAUAAAAGUGCUACAUUUUGGAUUUUUUUUCUUGCGUUUUCUUAAAUGGCAUUGUAAAGAUUUUAGAGGAAAAGCGGUUUAGAGACACAGAUUAAUGUAUGUCACUGCAGAAAUAACACCUUUAUUUGCA